Molecule: messenger RNA, 1172 nt
Organism: Trachemys scripta elegans
Lineage: Eukaryota; Metazoa; Chordata; Testudines; Emydidae
Product: zinc finger protein 79-like
Exons: 1
Biological process (GO): regulation of transcription by RNA polymerase II
Cellular component (GO): nucleus
Molecular function (GO): DNA-binding transcription activator activity, RNA polymerase II-specific; RNA polymerase II cis-regulatory region sequence-specific DNA binding
Source: RefSeq, a predicted model, not a curated record
CCUUACUGCUGUGCCGAGUGCGGAAAGAGCUUCAGCUACAGCUCCUCCCUCGUCAAACACCAGAGGACCCACACAGGCGAGCUACCCUACAAGUGUCGCAAGUGCAAGAAGGGCUUCAGCCAGAGCCCCAACCUAACAGAGCACCAGAAAACCCACAGUGUUGCCACACCUUACACGUGCCCCAACUGUGGGAAAGGCUUCAAGGUGAGGUCCAACUUCCUCCACCACCAGUGGGUGCAAACCGGGGAGUGGCCCUACCGGUGCACCAAGUGCGGGAAAGCCUUCGCCCAGAGCUCUGACCUCAUGAAACACCAGUGGAGCCACACAGGUGAGAGACCCUAUCAAUGCCCUGACUGCGAGAAGCGCUUCACCCACAACACGUACCUGGUCCAGCAUCGCUGGGCUCACACCGGUGAGUGCCCCUACCUCUGCCCUAACUGCGGGAAGAGCUUUGUGGUCAGCUCACGCCUCCUUGCCCACCGGAGGGUGCACACAGGAGAGACGCCCUACUGCUGCGCCCAGUGUGGGAAAGGGUUCAAGGUGCGGGCCAAUCUCCUGCACCACCAGGGGAUCGACACUGGGAACAAGUCUUUCAAAUGCCCGGAGUGCAAGAAAAGCUUCAGUCGCCGCUCCAACCUGCUCAUCCACCAGCGACUGCACACUGGGGAAAGGCCCUUCAAAUGCACCGAGUGUGGGAAGGGCUUCAGCCGCAGAUUGGACCUGGUGACGCACCACAGGAUCCACACAGGUGAGAAGCCCUACACAUGCCCCGAGUGCGGAAAGGGCUUCACGCAGAGGUCCCACCUGGGGGUCCACCAGAGAACCCACACCGGGGAGAGGCCCUGCCAGUGCGCGGACAGCGGGAGGAGCUUCAGUCAGAAAUCGGCCCUGGCUAAACAUCAGAGAGUGCACCUGGCAGAGAGGCACGAUCCACAGCCCUGACUGCGGGGGUGGGUGGAUAAUCGAUGUGUUCAGAGUGAGGGCAGUUCUAAAAGAAAUAAAAAUAUUUUAAAAAACUUGGUCUGGGCAAAACCAAAUCUAAAUGUUUUUGAGACUUGCAAAUAAAACUCAUUGUGGACAUGUUCCACAGCAGGGAUUUGAAGCUGGGUCUUUCAUGUCCUGGGUAAGUGCCCCACCCACUCAUUGCCUUGCUUGGUGUCUCUUUUUGGCCC